AUGAGUCCGGUGGAUACGGUCCCCGCCCCAUUGUGGGCGCGAGAUAUAGUCAGCGAUCUCAAGUCUGCCUCUUCUACAUUCUCGAGUUGGGAUAGUUGCAUGUCCAAGGCUUACUGCAAGUGGCCUGUCAUUGCGGCUAUCAUCGUCGGCGGGCUCAUUGUUCUGUCCGUCGUAGCGUGUAUUGUCAACUGUCUAUGUUGCGGCAUUCAGUGCUGCAAAGGAUGUUGCGGAUGUUGUUCAAUGUGCUGCCCGUCGCCUCGAAACAGGCAACGCAAAGCCAAGCACUUGGAUGAUCCGUACCCACUCCCAGAUAUGCCGGGGCCUAUGCCAGGGACUAUGCCGCCUCCGAUGCCAGUCAAGUCUCCAUAUCAAGCCCCGCAGCCGCCGCCCGUGUAUCGAGGAACGGAAGUCGCUCGAUUUGAUGCUCCGACAAGCCCUGCAGGAUCGAAGUUCAACGAGGAUGCGUUGCCUGCCAUGCCCAGCUGGGAUAAUGCUGUGACUAAGAGGGUGGAAGAUACAGGCCCCCAUGUCGAGGCGGUGGAGUUGGAGUCUAUGAAUCAUGUCAGUCGCGAGCCUCGUCGGAUGCCUUCUGCGCCUAGAAUGAAUGGAGGAGGGGUGGGUGGUGGAGGCUACAUGGGCCCUCCACCGGUUAGAACUGGCACUCCUGGUCAGUAUCCCAUUCGGACCGGCACACCUGACUACAAUGCACAAACACCUCAUGGGUACGACGCGCAGAACACUUACGGGUACAAUCACAAUGGCCCUAGAUCGCCUCCUCCCAUUUCUCCAUACGAUGAGCAGCCUUACAAUCAUGGCUUCCCUCAUGAAGAACGGUAUCAUACGAUGUCACCGGCUCCAACCUACACCACGCAGCCAGCUUAUGCACCAGCGGAGCAUCCGCAGCCUUAUUAUGUGCCAUCGGAAACCCCACUCCCUCCAUAUAUGCCCAUGGAUCGAACACGAUCUCCGGCUCCCGCUCUCUCAUCGGCCAUGAAUGCUCCUAGGCCCGUACCGUACCGCCAACCUUCCCCGGCGAUCAGCCAAUACAUACCUUACCAAGGAGUCUCUCCGGUCACCCCUCCCUCACCACCGUCUUUCGCUGCCGCGCCGGCUCCCCACGAAGCUAGUGACCCGGGCAGGCCCCCGAGUCUCCUGCAGAGCGGACGGAGGCCGGUGCCCAACUCUUACCGGGACGUUUAA
Aspergillus japonicus CBS 114.51 is the source of this 1200-nucleotide messenger RNA. RefSeq lists its product as uncharacterized. Gene Ontology annotation, cellular component: cellular bud neck; plasma membrane. NCBI's taxonomy places the organism in Eukaryota, Fungi, Ascomycota, Eurotiomycetes, Eurotiales, Aspergillaceae. The transcript is spliced from 3 exons. The coding region runs from base 1 to 1200 and encodes 399 amino acids. The record is from RefSeq and is a predicted model, not a curated record.